Messenger RNA from Asterias rubens (European starfish), 654 nucleotides. RefSeq lists its product as uncharacterized. NCBI's taxonomy places the organism in Eukaryota, Metazoa, Echinodermata, Asteroidea, Forcipulatida, Asteriidae. Bases 1 to 654 code for a protein of 217 amino acids. The record is from RefSeq and is a predicted model, not a curated record. The transcript has 6 exons.
AUGCCGACCAACUACAACUACCCAGCACCAUGUGGGGUGUGCCUCGGUGUCUUCCACAUUAUAUUCGGGCUCGGAUCAUGUGGAUGCGGUAUCGCUGCAAUUGUCUUGGGUCAUUACUUGUUUGAAUAUGCUGUAGGAAUAUGGGCUGGAAUAGCAUUUUACACUGUGACUGGUUUACUUGGAGUAUGUUCUGGAUCCAGAAAUAACUGCACGGUGACUGGAUAUUACGUCAUGUCAAUCAUAAGCGUGUUUGUGGCAAUGGGUCAGAUGAGUUUCUAUUGCUAUACCACUGUGUAUGUUGCCGAUAUAUGUUAUUACUACGGCUUCUGCCCGGAUGUAGCGAUUGAUAGUUUGAUCGUGAGUUCCAUCGCCCUCUCGUUGGGUUUCUUCGAAUGGAUCAUGGCAAUGGCAUCUGCCUGUGCAUCUUGCAGCUGCUGCUGCGGUGGAGGACCUCCGCCACCACUUCAAACAGUCGUGGUUCAAGCCGUUCAGCCGCAAUACCAGCAACCGAUGCCAGGCUACAGCCAGAAACCAGAUGGGUUGGCGAGUGCUCCACCAGUCUACGUCAAUCCAUCAUAUGACGGUGUCUUCGAAAACGUAUCUAUGCCAAACGAAAGGCCUCUGCCCAAUACACCUGAUAUGAACAACUACUGA